This is a messenger RNA of Triticum aestivum (bread wheat), 1958 nucleotides long. RefSeq lists its product as uncharacterized. Gene Ontology annotation, molecular function: DNA-3-methyladenine glycosylase activity. The record is from RefSeq and is a predicted model, not a curated record. The transcript is spliced from 5 exons. The coding region runs from base 396 to 1628 and encodes 410 amino acids. Gene Ontology annotation, biological process: base-excision repair. NCBI's taxonomy places the organism in Eukaryota, Viridiplantae, Streptophyta, Magnoliopsida, Poales, Poaceae.
AAAACCUCCCAUGGCAACAGCGCUCUCGACGCGCCACCAACCGCCCGCCCAGCGCUCGCUCGAUCGCGAGCGCAAACCGCGCGCGCAGAACGUACGUACGUAGCUAGCACCCGCCCGCCACCCACCAGCCCACGUACGUUCGUUCGCGCCCGGGAAGGCGAAGGCGAUCGAGAGCCACCUUAUAACAGCCCGCACACUCCGCAGCUCGCAGUUCGUUCGCACACUGUACCUCUCAGACGGCAACGCCGGAGCUCGCCGUCGUCUCCAUCGAUCGCUCCAUAUAAUCCUCUACGCCCGCGUCUGCCUCAUCGAUCGUCCUAGGUUACUAGCAGGCGCGUCCACGCGAGGCCGACGGAGCACCGCGAGCUGAACGGGAGCCAGGCAGGCAGGCAGGCAUGUCCGCCGCGGGGCCCAGGGUCGCCGGUGCAGCCCGCAGGCCGUCAUCCCCGAGGCCUCCGUCGGCCGGCGCUGGAGGGAGGGAGAGGCCGCCGUCGGCCGGCGCCGGGGGGAGGGAGAGGCCGCAGUCGACGACGCGGCGCGGCGACGAGGACCCGCGGGCGGCGGCCGACAGCAAGGCCUCCAACUCCAAGAAGAGGCUGCCGACCGCCACGGCGGCCGCGAGGGGCGCGCUCCCGUCCAUGCUGCUGCGCCGGUCCGAGCUGCUGCGCCGCGGCGGGAAGAACGGGAACAUGCAGUCGCUCAACGUGUCGUGCGCGUCCGAGGCGUCCGACGACUCCUUCUGCAGCCGGGCGUCCACCGGCAGGAUCGGCCGGCCAGCGGGGGCGGCUGCCCGGCGGAGGGCGGCCGCCGGGUCGUCGGCGGGGCCCCCUUCCGCUCGGAAGGCUGCCAGCGUUGCGCCGGACGGUGCAGGAGCAGCUGCUGCGGUGGUGCUGGGUUCGAUGAUCGGAGAACCUGCGGCGGCGCCGGGGCCGCCGAGGUGUCCCUGGGUGACCCGUAACACCGAUCCAUGCUACACUGCCUUUCAUGACCAGGAGUGGGGCGUCCCAGUGCAUGACGACAGGAAACUAUUUGAGAUGCUUGUUCUGUCUGGUGCACUGGCGGAGAUGUCAUGGCCUGUAAUCCUCAGCAAGAGGGACGCCUUCAGGGAAGUGUUCAUGGAUUUCGAUCCUCUACUGGUGUCGAAGCUAAACGAGAAGAAAUUCCUGGGGCCAUGCAGCCCGGCCAGGUCCCUGCUGUCGGAGCACCGGCUUCGAACCAUCGUCGAAAACGCGCACGAGUUACUGAAGAUCAUAGAGGAGUUUGGGUCGCUGGACGAGUACUGCUGGGGCUUCCUCAACUACAAGCCCAUGGUCGGCAGGCACCGGUCGCCCCGGGAGGUGCCGCUGCGGACGCCCAAGGCCGAGGCGCUCAGCCAGGACCUGGUGCGGAGGGGCCUCCGCGGCGUCGGCCCGACGGUGGUCUACGCCUUCAUGCAGGCCGUCGGCAUGGCCAACGACCACCUCGUCACCUGCUACCGCCUCGACGAGUGCGCCGCCGCGGAGGCCUCCGACGGCGGCCACGGCGGCACCAUGGUGAAGGAGAAGGAGAUGGGCAAGAUGUGCGGGAUGAUGAUCGAGUGCGUCAGCCUGGAGAGUUCAAUGGCCGCCGCCAUGAUCAGCAUCUCGUAGGCCGUAGCAGCAGCAGCCGGAGAUCGUGGCUGCGGCUUGUGUAUAUGGUUGUUUGGUUUGAGGGUUUGUUUGAGCAAUGCGUUUGAUUGAUUGAGUAGUUGCCGCGGACCGAGCCGUUGAGCUUGUGUGCGUGCGUGUGUGAAUGAAAAAGAUAAAAGAUAGGUGUAGCUUUGACAGGGGAAGCCGCGCGCGGGACGAAGGCUUGUUCCACGAUUGACGUUAACAAUUCGCAGGGUGGUGGAGCCGUCCCGGAUAUUGUAAAGUUGAGAGAUUGUUCUCUGAUUGAUUGAUCUAUAUAUACCACACUGAAAACAAAGAGGGUCUGAUUCU